Molecule: messenger RNA, 1577 nt
Organism: Populus nigra (black poplar)
Lineage: Eukaryota; Viridiplantae; Streptophyta; Magnoliopsida; Malpighiales; Salicaceae
Product: hydroxyproline O-arabinosyltransferase 1-like
Exons: 8
Coding region: 169-1257 (362 amino acids)
Molecular function (GO): glycosyltransferase activity
Source: RefSeq, a predicted model, not a curated record
UUGUCAGCGACUUCUUCCAACCACUUCCAAGAAAACUGUUUUUUUAUCCCCUGCAACGGCCACGGCCUCCUUCCCUCCCUUUCUAGCAGCCAUAGACGUUUAUAUAACACAGAGAGAGAUCUUUAGACUUUAGAGGGAGAAAGUGUGUUUUAGAGAGAAAAACAAAAAAUGGGUUGUGGGAAUUUCUUCUUUACAGUACUAAUAACCUUCUCAGUAGCCCUUAUAACAUACAACAUCCUUAUAUCAGCAAACGCACCACUUAAACAAGACUUACCAGGUCCAUCAUCAAGAUCAACACUUUUGGUUGACCCAGUAAUCAAGAUGCCAUUAGAAAGAUCAAGAAGAUCAAGUUUUGGUAAAAAGAGACUGUUUCAUACAGCUGUGACAGCUUCUGAUUCUGUGUAUAAUACUUGGCAGUGUAGGGUAAUGUAUUAUUGGUACAAGAAGCAUAAAGAUGGACCCAAUAGUGAGAUGGGAGGGUUCACUAGGAUCUUGCAUUCUGGAAAGCCUGAUAAGUUUAUGGAGGAAAUCCCAACUUUUAUAGCACAGCCUUUGCCUGCUGGGAUGGAUCAGGGCUAUAUAGUUCUCAACAGACCUUGGGCAUUUGUGCAAUGGCUUCAAAAAGCAGACAUAAAAGAAGAAUACAUAUUGAUGGCAGAGCCAGAUCAUAUUAUUGUUAAGCCCAUCCCAAACCUAUCUAAAGAUGGCCUUGGAGCUGCGUUUCCUUUCUUUUACAUUGAACCAAAAAAGUAUGAGUCUGUCCUCCGAAAGUACUUCCCUGAGGAUAAGGGACCAAUAACAACCAUCGACCCCAUAGGAAAUUCUCCUGUCAUUGUUGGGAAGGAAUCUCUUAAGAAGAUUGCUCCCACUUGGAUGAAUGUCUCCCUGGCAAUGAAAAAGGAUCCCGAGACAGAUAAAGCUUUUGGCUGGGUGCUUGAAAUGUAUGGUUAUGCUGUUUCAUCUGCUCUACAUGGCGUUGGCAACAUCCUGUACAAGGACUUCAUGAUUCAGCCUCCUUGGGAUACGGAAGUUGGCAAGAAGUUCAUAAUUCAUUACACUUACGGAUGUGACUAUGAUAUGAAGGGUAAAUUAACCUACGGAAAGAUUGGAGAAUGGAGGUUUGACAAGAGAUCUUAUGAUACCGUUAUACCCCCAAGAAACCUUCCCUUGCCUCCACCGGGUGUUCCAGAGAGUGUGGUUACUCUGGUGAAAAUGGUGAAUGAAGCUACUGCAAACAUUCCAAAUUGGGGAUCCUAAAGAGGAUAUAUGGUUGGAAACCACCAAGGAAGCUUCGGUUUGCUGCUUGAUUCGACUUGGGCCUUUGUAUACUUUGAGGUGCCGUAUGAGUGAUGUGAAAAAAGUUGUGAGCAUUUGAAUCUCAUGCAACCCUUGGUAAUCGUUGGGAGCUAGCAGACAGCAAUGUGCUCGAUGUUAUAGCAACUUGAACGAAUCAAUUCAGAUCAGACUGACACUAUUGGCUGAUGUACACUUACAGUAUUACUUGUAUUCCUAAACACUAGCCUUCAUCUGACCUGAUUAGUUUUAUGUAUUAUCUAUUGUUAUCCUUUUUUCCGUAA